UGUUUAUUGCUUUCUCUUUGUAGGUUCGUAGGCUGGCAAUGGAGGUUCGACAAUUGGCUUCUGCACGAUCAAUUACUGUUCUUAAUGGAAAUUCUUCUGGUAACUUGACAUCUCUUAUCAUGCCAACUGCUGCAGUAGGGGCGUUGGGUUAUGGAUAUAUGUGGUGGAAGGGUUUAUCAUUCUCUGACCUUAUGUAUGUUACCAAAAAGAAUAUGACAAGUGCCGUUUCAAAUUUGACAAAGCACUUGGAGCAUGUUUCUGAGGCGCUUGCUGCAACAAAGAAACAUUUGACGCAGAGAAUUCAGAAUGUCGAUGGGAAAUUGGAUGAUCAAAUGGAGAUGUCAAAACUACUAAGGAAUGAGGUUAAUGAUGUGCGUGGUGAUCUGUCUCAAAUUGGUUGUGAUUUGGAUGAAUUACAGAGAAUGGUUUCUGGUCUGGAUGGCAAGUUAGUUUCCUUAGAAGGCAAACAGGACUUUGCAAAUGCUGGUGUCAUGUACCUGUGCAAUAUAGUCAAUGGAAAAAGGGUGAAGAUGCCUGAUACACUUCAGGAACAACUUAAAAUUGUGGGCAACUCAACACCUAGUCUCAUGGGCCUUAAAGAACUUGCUGACUCUUUACCACAAGGAAAUUCUAAUAGGUAUUUAACUGAUGGCAUUGCCCAAGAUAAUCCUGAUAAGUUAAAAGAUCCACCAAGAGGCCUAAUGAGGUAUGUUAUUUUAGCAUGUUCAAACUUCCUCUUUCACUUGCUCUCCUCUAUUUUGGCUGUGGGUUAGCUGGGAUUUAGUCAU
Molecule: messenger RNA, 788 nt
Organism: Nicotiana tabacum (common tobacco)
Lineage: Eukaryota; Viridiplantae; Streptophyta; Magnoliopsida; Solanales; Solanaceae
Source: RefSeq, a predicted model, not a curated record